CAAACAAAAGACCUUGACGCCACCGUCCUGCAAAAUCAAAAUCCCACCGUUCGUUGCAAAAAAAUCAACUCAACCAUAGUUACUUUAACUUAACCCAUCAACCAUACCAAUCUUUUCCUUGUGCCAUUAUUAUUACCACUCCCCUAUGCUCACUCUCGUGCCCUUCUCUCUCUUUCUUUCGCUCGCUUCACUUGCUUACCUCUCAAGAAAUCUCCGCCCCUAUAUAACGAUCAUAUAUCAAAAUCUAUAGAAUUUGUUGGACCUUUUCCUUGGAGGCCAAUCCGUGAUCAACGGUGGAGAUGAGCUGCAACGGAUGCCGAGUUCUGCGAAAGGGUUGCGGCGAGACUUGUAUACUGAGGUCGUGCCUUCACUGGAUCAGUCCCCCCGAAGCACAAGGCAACGCCACCUUAUUUCUCGCUAAAUUCUUCGGCCGCAGCGAUCUCAUGUCCCUCAUCUCCGCCGUGCCGGAAUCCCAACGGCCAGCUUUGUUUCAAUCCUUGUUGUUUGAGGCGUGCGGGCGAACCGUGAAUCCAGUAAACGGAGCGGUGGGACUGUUGUGGAGCGGGAACUGGCACGUGUGCCAGGCGGCGGUGGAGACGGUUCUCUCCGGUGGAAUUCUGCGGCCGAUACCGGGAAUUCACUGCGGAGUCUUGGCGCCAAAUUACGAUGAGUCGUCUUCUGUCAGUUUCUCUGCGGAGGCAUGCGAGUUACGAAACACGUGGACACAAUCAAAGCCUUACACUAAUAUGGCGAGGGAGAAUCAAGCGUCCGUUUUCAAUCUCUCUCUCACGCCAAAGCUUUUGGCAUCAGGUAGAGCUGGGAGAGAGAAGAAAGGCAGAGAUGCGGUGUCGUUUUACACCAAAGAAUCAUCAGAGACGACGACCUUUAAGAGCAGUGGUGGCGAUAGGAAGAAACUUUUGAAUCUGUUCGUUUGAGUAGAAAAAAAAAAUGGGAAAGAGAGAAAGAAAGGGUUAUGUACUGUGAAUGAUCACAGUAGUAGCAGUGUAACCUUUUUGUUUCCAUAUAAAUAUCAAGCCGAAUUUUUAGCCCGGCGAGUUUUGGAAGCGAGCUACAUAUAUUUCCGGUGAAGAUUUGGUGUUGAUUUUUUUUUUAAUUAUCAUUUUUGGGUUUGUAAUGAUCAAGGCGAUGGAUGUGUCACUUUGUGGUGGA
Hevea brasiliensis (rubber tree) is the source of this 1170-nucleotide messenger RNA. Its product is annotated as LOB domain-containing protein 38. Bases 300 to 935 code for a protein of 211 amino acids. Lineage: Eukaryota; Viridiplantae; Streptophyta; Magnoliopsida; Malpighiales; Euphorbiaceae. The record is from RefSeq and is a predicted model, not a curated record. Gene Ontology annotation, biological process: regulation of gene expression. The transcript is spliced from 2 exons.